Messenger RNA from Aspergillus calidoustus, 738 nucleotides. NCBI's taxonomy places the organism in Eukaryota, Fungi, Ascomycota, Eurotiomycetes, Eurotiales, Aspergillaceae. The record is from the annotation of a GenBank genome assembly.
AUGUCGGACUCGAGCCGCCCGGGUUCGGCCAACUCCAAUGAUACCUUUAAUAUAAGCGAGUCCUUGGUGCCACCAAGAGAACUCAAAACAGCAGGUCAGAGCCAGGUUUCUUUUGACGGGCUUCUACAACAGCCUCUGCUGCUCAAGGAGGACCUGAAGGAAGGAUGUGGCGGCCAGCUCUGGCCUGCUGGCAUGGUUCUCGCCAAAUAUCUCCUUCGUCGACAUCAGUCAACGCUCGUUGAUAAGACAAUUGUUGAGCUUGGAGCUGGCGGUGGGCUCGUGGGUCUAGCCAUUGCUUCUGGGUGUAAAAUCGGCCCAUCUCCCAUCUACAUCACAGAUCAAUCGCCAAUGCUCUCUCUUAUGGAAGCAAAUAUCGUGCUCAAUAGCCUGUCUUCUACUGUACAGGCUGCGGUCCUAGACUGGGGCGAACCGAUUCCGAAUAUUAUUCCAAAGCACCCAGACAUCAUUCUCGCCGCUGACUGCGUCUACUUUGAACCCGCCUUCCCUCUUCUAAUAUCGACCCUGCACGAGCUUCUAGGUCCCGAUUCAGUUUGCUACUUUUGCUUCAAGAAACGCAGACGGGCAGAUCUACGAUUCUUGAAGAUCGCCAAAAAAGCGUUCCAACUCUCCGAAAUCAGCGAUGACCCAGAUGCGGAAACCUAUAAGCGAGAGAAUAUCUUUGUUUACGCUAUCCGUUCAAAAUUGGGCACCAACAGCAAAAAUAUUGCUAGAUGCUAG